Molecule: messenger RNA, 4187 nt
Organism: Protopterus annectens (West African lungfish)
Lineage: Eukaryota; Metazoa; Chordata; Ceratodontiformes; Protopteridae
Product: beta-1,4-galactosyltransferase galt-1-like
Exons: 3
Coding region: 424-1758 (444 amino acids)
Source: RefSeq, a predicted model, not a curated record
GUUUGAUGGUGUAUGCAGCUUCGCUUCUUGACUGCUCUGCCAAAAAUUGGGAUUAACUGCAGCCUAACAGGACUCGGUUGUUCCUGCUUCUCGGUUCAUUGCAGAAAAGUGGAGGUCUCGAUUUAGUGGUGGCGCACAUUGUUUCUCGUGAAACCUGAGCAUUUGAAGAAGGAAAGUGAUUCCAGUGGGACCAGACAACCUGCUGCAAACAGAGGCCACGAGGGACCUUUAGAACACCCAGAAAUCUUGGCCUACUUUACGAAUGUCGAGAUGAGAGCCUGGAAAUGGCCUCAUGACACGGAACUCAUUUAAAGAACUCACCUGCUCAUCAUUACUGUUCUGGUAACCUGUUGUGACGAACUCCAAGCAAAGUUCUACAUAUAUACCUGCACAUUUAAAGUACUUCCCUGUGGUCUGGAGGAGAUGGCAGUUAUGAGUUUCAAAAGUUCUCUUGCACUGUUGAUGACAUUGUCUUUCAUUGUCACUUCAUUUACAUUCGUCUACUACACUGUAGUUCCUAAAUCCACAAAUCUGCCAUCAAAACCCAGUAAAAAAGAAAAUGUUGAUAUCAUCUUGACAGAUGGCACUAUCACUCCUGUAAAUAACACAAAAUCGUUUGUAGUCUCAGCUUACUUCGAUCCCCGGGAGAAGCAAAUGAUUGUUGUCAUUGGCAUUUCAUACCGCUACAAUACAGAUAGCCACUACUGUCAUUAUUACUGCAAUGAAACUCUAUUGUCUGUGAAAGCUAAAGUCAUAGUUCAUUCAGACCACUUUGGUUUCCCAUAUGGAACUACAGACUUUCAGUGUGAUCUUCCCUGCAACUGUACACCAGGAUAUGUUUCUAUAAGUGGCACUAACAAAACACAGUCUUUGCAAGAAUUACAGUUUCUCAAAGUUCAUAAUCUACAAGCACAGCAUAAGCAGGAACCAUCAAGCUUUGAAUAUAACUUCACUGUCUGUCUUCCCACCUUAUUUGGAGGAUACCAUAAAGUCUUACAAUUUGUCCAGAGUGUGGAAAUGUACCGGAUUCUGGGAGCACAACAAAUUGUUGUGUACAAGACUAACUGUAGCCUGGAGAUGGAAAACAUACUGGGAUAUUACCAAAAGACAGGUUUUGCAAAAGUAAUUCCUUGGCCAGUUUCAUCAUUUUUUAAUCUUUCCAAGGGAUGGAGAUUUUCUCACCAUCCUGGAGAUCUUCAGUAUUUUGGGCAGAUUGUUCUUUUGAAUGAAUGCUUGUACAGAAAUAUGUAUAACAGCAGGUUUGUUAUUCUGAAUGACAUAGAUGAAAUUAUUGUUCCUGUCAAACACUCUAACUGGCACACCAUGAUUGAGUAUCUUGCUAAGGUAAGGCCAGGUAUAAACAUAUUUCGUGUUGAAAACCAUAUUUUUCCACUAACUGUACAAGAUGAAAAUAAUACUUUUCCUUCAAGUAUUUGGAAUAUAAUUCCAGGAGGGAAGGACUAUGGACCAAAUAUUCUACAACAUGUUUACCGUGAGCCUGAUAGGCCAAAUAUUUACAAUCCCAUGAAGCUCUUUGUAAAUCCCAGGAGUGUAAUAAGGACUUCUGUUCAUUCAGUACUGCAGAAAUAUGGGAAAGAUUCAGUAAUUCCAUUUGACCUUUGUCGAAUAUACCACUUCAGGGGACCACUGCAAGGACGUCUCCCAAAAGAAAAACUAAUCAAGGAUACUUUGCUUUGGAACUAUAGCUCUUUGUUAAUAACAAAUGUAAAUAGUGUGCUAAGUGCUUCAUUUGAAUGACAAAAUACAAAAAGGCAAUGUGUAACAAGAUAAGAAAUUUGUUAGGAAUUCCGUGUUAUACCAUUGUCACUUUUGUCUUGCUGUUGCAUAAGAAAAUAGGUGAAAUAGUGAUAUUGAACAGAAAAACACAACUAAAGUAUGCAUAAUGCUGCAAAACAUAAAGGUCUAUUACAGUUAUCACUUAAAUUCUCAUGUCUAAAAUAUGUGGUGUAACAUGUCAAAAACUGCAACCAGGGUGGCCAGGAUGCUGACAGGCUAGCAAUAUAGUUUUCCUGCUUUGCUACUCUAUUUCUAUUUCUGACAAGAAAUUUUAUUUUUAAAUCCUAAACCAAAUUUUUGAACAAAAUGAGUUGUCUGAUACUACAUAGAAGGAUAUUAUCUAAAAAAAUCUAAAUAUUUAAAUUUUUCCUGUGAAGUUAUUCAUUUGAAGGAUCUGUACCAGUAGUUGUGAAAUUAGUUAUUCAAAGACAAUCUCUCAAGACUUGCCUUUAAAGAAAGAACUCCAAUCUUUUCUUUCUAACAUAUAAGAAUUUUCUUUAAAAAUGGACAGAAUGGAUAACAAACUUGACAGCAUUAAAGAAAAAUGUACCAAACAGAUGGAACAGAUGCCUGAGAUUUUAAAACUCAGAUAUUUGGUAUGAAAGAUGCCCGUAAUGACACAGAAGGCAGUAUUCAAAGAUGAAAACAACAUUGAAUUACUACUUUGACAGAAUACCUUAUUACUAAACAAAACGGAUGACUUGGAGAACAGAUCCAGGAUAAAUAACAUCCAUAUUUUUGGACUGCCUGAAAAAAUAGAAGCAGAAACUAUGGUCAACUUCUUACUGCCUGGAUUUCUAAGACUCUAAAUUUAUCUGAAGCUGUUAUAUGCUAUUGAAAGAGCACAAAGGUCUUUAGUUUCUCCUUCAUCAAAAACUAACUUUUCUCCGAGAUCAGUUAUUGUUAAGUUCAUCUCAUCUCAAGACAAGGAGCUAAUACUUAAAACACCCUGGUCCAAACCUCCUAUUCAAUUGGAUGACAAACUAACAGGAUUUGAUAAUGACUAUUCCAAUGUUGUGAUGACCAAAAGGAAAUGUUUUUUGCCUCUUAUAAAAAAAAAAAAAAAAAAUAAGAAAACACAGAGUUUAAGGUGCAUUUGCUCUUUCUUGUCAGGCUCAAAAUACUCCUUCCAGAUGAAAUUAGACACUUUGAAGACCCAUAUUCUGCACUGUCAUUAAAAUGAAAAAAACUCGACACCAAACCAAAGAUAUAGAAACAAGCAGAAGUAAAUAGCUGGAAAUCCAAGGAGAAGAAAAAGAAACUAAAGUACAAAUGACUCAACUUUAGUAAAAUACUGAUGCUAACUGUUGUAAUAAAAAUGUCUUUUUCAAUGUCAACGUUUACCAAUUCUAUUACUGGAGAUAUAGGCAAAAGGAAGGAGACAAGGAUUUGCUUCUAUAUAAGGGAAAUAAAUCUCACAUUUUCUUUUCCUAUAUGUAUUUCUAAGCUAAUAUUCUAUAUUUUAUUUUCCAUAUUAAAUAUAUUCUUUAGCUUAAUAAGUAUUAAGAAAUGAACUCUUUAACUAAUAAUAAGCUUUCUUUAUAGACACACACACACACACAUAUAUAUAUAUAUAUAUAUAUAUAUAUAUAUAUAUAUAUAUAUAUUGUGGUUUCCAUUCUUCAUGUGUGUGCCACAUAAAUAUAACAUAAUAGCAAGUUGCUCACAGUACAUUAAAUAAUUGUGCUGUGAAUGGACUGAAUGUUUAUGGUAUUUUUAACUUUUAACUCUUAAUUCACAAGCCACGCUUGAUUGGAAUACGUGAGGUGCUCUAUGUAUGAGAUUUGGAUGUGCUUUCUCUAACACAUAUCAGACUGUUAUGCUGUUUAUCAGUCCUUCUUUACUGAUGCAGUGAUAAAAGGGUGGGUGUAUGCAGGGUGUAUGAAGGUUAUUUCUUUUUUCCUAUUUUUCUUUCUUUUUUUUAAUAUUUUUUUCUUUUUCUUUCUUAUAGUGUCUUAUCUGGGAUGUUUGGUGUCAGUUUAUUUGUUGGGGAGGGGUUAGGAGAAGAGAAAUACAGCAGUGAAGACAAUUUCUAUGUUUUAACACUGAGGUUUCACUUUGAAACCUGUCAGUUAUUUUUUCCUCCUCUCCCCUGCUAGGAUAGAUACACAAAAAAGAGAGAAAGAGAUAGUGUACCAAAUAGCUAUUACAAAAAAAAAUAAUAAUAAUACAAUGAUAACAAGAAGUGUUGCAGCAUAGAUUCUUAAAUAGCAGAGAGCAGGUUGGUUUUCACUAUUUAUACAGACAUCUUUUUCAGUGUAACAUGAAUGAAAGUUGUUUACUGACAGUGGUAUCUCCUUCUCACAGAGCAAGUUCUAACAGAAUGUUUCCUUCCCGCCCUUUUCUCUCAGGAGUCAAUUUAUACAGAGUCCUUUCUGUGUGUGUGUGUG